Molecule: messenger RNA, 275 nt
Organism: Dentiscutata erythropus
Lineage: Eukaryota; Fungi; Glomeromycota; Glomeromycetes; Diversisporales; Gigasporaceae
Source: the annotation of a GenBank genome assembly
AAUUCAACCUUCUUGGAGAAAAGAUUUCAAGGCUGAGUGGAAAAAACUUGUAGGCCGAGAAUUAAAAAUUCUAACAAUUUCAUCUUUAGGAAAUAUGGAAAACUCAUUUUUUAAAAAUAUACAACGAAAUGACCAGUAUUCAUUGCUUUAUGAAGCCACACAAUCAAUUUGGAAAGCUAUUAAUAAUAGCAAUAACUCGCCUGUUGAAUUAACUAAUCAUGAAAUAGACUAUUAUUAUGAAAUUGAUUUAAGUAUGGACGAACAUGAUUCAUCAA